AUGGCUGAAGUUACCAGCCCAGCAAAGGCGAGCCCUGCGGUCGGCCCCGAGAAAGCGAAUACUCGCCCGGCCCGGGGGUCUCGUCCUCCUAGACCGAAUUACAAACACAUUCAUCGCUUUCCUUUUCCACUCAAUGUUCAGCCUGUUCUUCUUCCACCUGUAAUUCCUCAUAACCCCGUCUCAAUCAUUAGUGCUGUCCUCUCGUACCUUACCUUCCUUAUCUCUCCACCUAGCCAAGAAAUCUACUCUGCAUACUUCGACCCGGCGACCUCCUCCAUCCAUGUGACGGACGAGAGGGCGAUCAGAGCACUGUGGGAGAGGGGCUUCUUCGGCAAAGGCAACCUGAGCCGGAGUGAGCCCAGUUGGUUGGAGCGCGAGAAGAAGAGACGGGGCUUGCUCGGCGGUCAAUCCAGCGAGGAGGUCACCAGGAAGCGCAGGGCAGAACGACGUGAAUUGAAGCUGGAACGAGCGAGAUCGGAAAGGCUUCUCAUUGAGGAACGGCUCAAAGUUGAGGCGGCUGCUCGAGAGUCCGGCAGGGCAACACCGUCGACAGACGGUGUCGCCGAUGCGACAGCAAUCACAAUCGAAAAAUUUUCAGUCAAGAAGGCGAUGGACGCCAAGUAUCGCGAAUCCCGCGAAGCACGACUACGCACAGCGCAAAACGGAGAGCCUGUGCCAGCCCCCGAUGCGUCGUCGUCUGCCAAUGGCAAAUCCGUGCGCUUUUCGUCUGUCGCUGAAGAGAAGGAGGUAACGUCGACCUCGACUAUUCCGCUCCAGGACUCGAGUUCCACCUAUGGUGACGACGUCGAUGCCGAUGAUAUCUUUGAGAACCAGGAGCACCUUCAAAUUUCUAAUGAAGAAGCAUUCUUCCUUGUCUACGGAUUAGGCGUUUUGCGAGUCUUCGAUCGUGAACAAAGUUCCGCCAUCCCAGCAUCAUCUCUACUUCCUCUUCUCCGCCGGCACUCCUACUUCCCUCCCAAUGACGAUUCCGCCAAGUUGGAGCCGGACGAUCCUUUCAUGCUAUCCUACGUCGUGUACCACCACUUUCGAUCCCUUGGGUGGGUAGUGCGGUCUGGUGUGAAAUUCGGAACUGACUACUUGCUCUACAACCGCGGGCCAGUCUUUUCUCACGCCGAGUUCGCUGUCAUUAUUGUUCCUUCCUAUACCCAUUCAUACUGGUCGCAGACAGAGAAACUGAAGGAGUAUGCAGCUGCCAAGCAGGCUCGUAGCUGGUGGUGGCUGCACUGCGUCAAUCGUGUCCAGGCCCAGGUCAAGAAGAGUCUCGUUAUCUGUUAUGUCGAGGUGCCGCCGCCGGUCGAUUCAUCGCAGGAUAUUGGAACCCUGCUAGGCCAAUACCGCGUGCGGGAAUUCCUUUUGCGACGAUGGAUCCCUAAUCGCACUCGUGACUAG
Penicillium argentinense is the source of this 1410-nucleotide messenger RNA. RefSeq names its product tRNA splicing endonuclease subunit SEN2 (gene sen2). The transcript has a single exon. Gene Ontology annotation, biological process: tRNA splicing, via endonucleolytic cleavage and ligation; tRNA-type intron splice site recognition and cleavage. Bases 1 to 1410 code for a protein of 469 amino acids. Gene Ontology annotation, cellular component: tRNA-intron endonuclease complex. Lineage: Eukaryota; Fungi; Ascomycota; Eurotiomycetes; Eurotiales; Aspergillaceae. The record is from RefSeq and is a predicted model, not a curated record. Gene Ontology annotation, molecular function: nucleic acid binding; tRNA-intron lyase activity.